GCAGGAGAACUGGAGAUUUCCCUUUCUUGUUUUCCUUUUUUCCAUUGUGGAGGAUGGAGCUGUUAAUCUAAACAGGGCUGCUGGAACCUGCAGUGUUCCAGGGCAGCAUACAACCCAGGGUUGACCUCUCUUCUGCUGGGUACCUCUCGCUGCUCCUCUUGACCCUCUGGCCCUAUAGAGCCCCUCUAGAACCCCUCGUCUGCCAUUCUGUCCAGUCUCACCAUGAAGCUUCGUUUGGUCCUCCUAACUCUGGCCAUACUCUGGGAGGAGCUCCAAAAUGGAGCCUGCCAGCAGGUGAAGCGCAGGAAGGAAGCGGGAGAGAACCGUAUCAGGCCGGGAAGUAAGCGGGUCAAGGUCCGCUACCCAAAGGUAAAGGAGAAGGACACGGUUGGAAGAGGCCAGUCCAUCUUGACCCAAGUCCUGGAUAAGGGCCGCUUCCUGAGGCUGGGAGAGAAUGUGAGCCUGACCCCGGGGAAGGACAUAGAGCUGCGCUGUAAAGGCACCAACAUUGGCUGGUCAUACCCCACCUACCUGGACACCUUCAAUGACUCCCGACUCAGCAUCAAGCAGAGUGACAAGUACGGCCAGUUGAUCCUGACGUCGCCCUCUGCUGCUGACACAGGGACCUACAGUUGUUGGGUCAUACUCUGUGAUGGAUCCGAGUGUCUGAAAGAUCCUGAUCAUAUCUCCAGCACAUACAUCUUCUUCACAGACAAGGACAAUCUGUUUGUCCCCUCUGCCAUCUACUUUGAGAUUGUCUACCUGCGUCCGGACAGGCCUUCUGUUAUCCCCUGCCGGGUGACCAGUCCACUGGCCAAAGUGUCACUGCACAGAGUGGUUCCCCCAGAAGAGAUGGAAGUGGACGGGACGCUGGUCACCUACCACCCAACCAAGGGCUUCAUCCUCCAGAAGCCGAGCCCGGAGCACCAGGGAGUCUUCUACUGCAUGGCCGUGACCAAAGCUCCCCCGCAGAUCUCCAACAAGUACCAGCUGCUUUACGUGGAGGUGCCCAGUAGCCCACCAUACGUUACCAUUGAAGCCUCCCUCUCCUCUGCCAGUGGAGGAGACAACAUCAACAUCACCUGCACUGUUCUGGGCGAACCGGAUGUGGAUAUCAGCUUCACCUGGACCUAUCCUGGCCAGGGAAAUUGUUACUCAGCUCCAUUGGGUGUUGGGACACUAACCCAGCCCUGUCUUUGUGCUCAGGGCCUCCGUCCUGUUAGCGUGCGUGACUCGUGGAGGCUGAUCAACAGAGGAAUAGCACACACUACGCGCAUCUCCCAAAGCGUCAUGGCCGUUGAUGACCUGGAGACCAUUGACUUUGGGAAAUACAUCUGUAGAGCCAAGAACAAGAACGGAGAGACAGCUGUGGCCACCAGUGUUCGCGCCAACUAGUCAGACGCCAGAGACUAGUGGAACCCGGAAACGCAGAACUCCACUUUGGUGGCUUUUUGAAAUCAUUACCGUUCGCUAGGCAUCUUGCAGCUUGAGUAGGUCACAACUGUUUGCCACUUUGCUGUGGCUGGUUGAGCAAUAAUGCAAGCAGAGUGGGAGCAUACUAGUUUAAUCCAGUGCAAGUCUGACUUGGUCUGAUAUACAGACAAUAUCUGAAUGUAAAUAUCAAUAUAGAAAUCAGGAUGUACCCAGCUUAGGCAGAUGCACAUUUACUCAGUGUGUCAGAGGACAUAUUAAAGACAUAUUCCUAUUGUUUCUUUACAUCCUCUCUGAUGUGUGGCUACGCUCUCCUUGGGCCUUCAGGACAGAUGUAUUUACACACCUGCACCAUUCACUUCUGUAGAAAAAGACUUUUGAAAAUAAAAUCGCUUUUAGGACUAUAUGACAGAGAAGGGUCAUGUGAGAUGCUUCUGCCGUGUCUCCUAGGUUGAGGUAGGAGCAGAGUGAGCAGCGGAGUGAGCAGCAGAGUGCGCGCCCUGCCUCACUCCUAAUGAGCUCCGUAUGUGGAAUGCAUAAUGCCGUCCCAGAUCGUAUUUUGGUCCAGAGUGACACGCUGCAUUUUCCACCUCUUUUACUCAACAGAAACUCAUUAGCUGGACUCUUUGCUUAUAACGACGGUGCAAAGCACUGUUAAGGGAUCUGGCUGCAAAGUCUAGUUUUAGCAGAUGGGCUUUUUGCCUUAACAUGGAAACCAACAGAGUGCAUA
Molecule: messenger RNA, 2161 nt
Organism: Esox lucius (northern pike)
Lineage: Eukaryota; Metazoa; Chordata; Actinopteri; Esociformes; Esocidae
Gene: pdgfrl
Product: platelet-derived growth factor receptor-like
Exons: 6
Coding region: 223-1395 (390 amino acids)
Source: RefSeq, a predicted model, not a curated record